Messenger RNA from Ricinus communis (castor bean), 735 nucleotides. RefSeq lists its product as uncharacterized. The record is from RefSeq and is a predicted model, not a curated record. The transcript has a single exon. Bases 1 to 735 code for a protein of 244 amino acids. Lineage: Eukaryota; Viridiplantae; Streptophyta; Magnoliopsida; Malpighiales; Euphorbiaceae.
AUGUUGGAUUUGAGAGCAAGUAUCAACUUGAUACCAUACUCAAUAUAUGCACAACUUGGCUUAGGAGAAUUGAAACCAACUACCAUGUCUCUACAAUUGGCUGAUAGGUCGAUUAAGUAUCCUAGAGGCAUAAUAGAUGAUUUGCUUAUUCAAGUAGGAAAACUGAUAAUCCCUUGUAACUUCGUGGUUCUUGACAUGAAAAAUACACUAAGAAGGGAUAAGAAGCAAACAAUACUCUUUGGUAGACCUUUCAUAGCAACUACCAAAAUAGUUAUUAAUGAGCAUAAUGGGAAGCUAACUAUGACAGUCUUAGGAGAGACUGUAGAAUUUAAAGUGUUUGAUUCUUUAAUUCUAUCUCCAAGCACUUUAAUUGAUGAAUGUUCAUAUGUUGAUUGUAUGGAUUAUUUUGUUUAUGAAACAUAUUUACAAGAUAAGGAUGAUAAGUUAGAAGUUGCAUUAAUAUUGGAAAAAAUUGAAGAAAACUUAGACGAAGAAGUCUUAGACUUUCAUGAUAAGUUAGAUGAAGCUAUUCCAAUGUCACUUGAUGAAAACACUAUUAAAUCUUUAGAUUCUCCCAUUAGAAAAGAACUAGAAAUUAUUAAUGAACCACCUAAACUUGAGCUUAAGGAGUUGCCUAACAUGCUUAAAUAUGUCUUUUUAGGAGAAGGAAAUAUAUAUCUAGUAAUUGUAGCUUUUGAUCUUUCUCAUUCAAAGGAAGAGGCAACUAUUAGAUAA